Messenger RNA from Camelina sativa (false flax), 1080 nucleotides. The record is from RefSeq and is a predicted model, not a curated record. Lineage: Eukaryota; Viridiplantae; Streptophyta; Magnoliopsida; Brassicales; Brassicaceae.
AUGGACGCUGAAACAGUAGAUUCCACUCAACCACUGCUUCAUAUCAACAUGAGCAAUGUCUCCAAACUCACCUCUCUCAACUAUGUCACUUGGAGUCUCCAAGUCCACUCCCUACUUGAUGGCUACGACUUAGCUGGUUUUAUUGAUGGAACCACACCUUCUCCGUCUCCAACUGUUACGACCAACGGCCAAACCAUCACAAACACAGAUUUCACCAAAUGGAGGCGCCAAGACAAGCUGAUCUACAAUGGUCUCCUUGGGACACUCUCUCCUAUUGUGCAACCUCUUGUAUCUACCACAAAAUCUGCAUCAGAGAUGUGGAGAUCUCUGGCUGACACGUACGCUAAACCAAGUAGAGGCCAUGUUCAACAACUUCGACAUGAACUCAAAAACUUACCCAAGGGUGACAAAACCAUCGAUGAGUACAUGCAAGGGCUGACCACUCGUUUCGAAAAACUUUCUCUCCUUGGUCAACCGGUUCUACAUGAAGAACAGAUUGAAUACAUUCUUCAAGGCUUACCUGAAGAAUACAAGUCAGUUGUGGAUCAAUUUGAGGGUCGUGAUGUGUCUCCAACCAUCACUCUAGUCCAUGAAAAGUUGCUGACCAAGGAAGCUAAACUCCUCUCUGUUUCAACUGUUGUGCCAAGUCAUGUCCCACUCUCCGCGAAUGUCGCUACCUCUCGUCCUCGGCUCUCUCAAUACCAACCUAACAACCGCCACAAUCAACACCACAACCAACAAUACAACUCCAAACAUGAUGGUCGCAUGUCUCGUGGAUAUCAAGGUAAGUGCAAAAUCUGUGGUGUCUUUGGCCAUAGUGCCUGUCGGUGUCCUCAAUACUCACAACCUCUGUCUACUCCACCAAAUGGUCUUCUCCCGACCCCAUUUUGUCCUUGGAAACCAAGAGCAAAUCUUGCUCUUUCCUCACAAUCUCUGGCUAAUCCGUGGAUCAUGGAAAGUGGUGCCACACACCACAUGACCAAUGACCUCAACAACCUAGCAAUGAAUCAACCAUACAUGGAGGAGGACUCAGUUCUCAUGCUGGUUCACUCACCCUUCCUUCCUCUACUCGCCCUCUAA